This is a messenger RNA of Pomacea canaliculata, 1369 nucleotides long. RefSeq lists its product as uncharacterized. The transcript has 6 exons. Bases 466 to 1266 code for a protein of 266 amino acids. The record is from RefSeq and is a predicted model, not a curated record. Lineage: Eukaryota; Metazoa; Mollusca; Gastropoda; Architaenioglossa; Ampullariidae.
UGAUGUCUGGAUGACGUUGUAUGAGCCUGUGGCUCACUGGCUGCAUCUGUGGAGCCGGACAGGAGCAGGCACAGGUUCGAGCACCUCUGCGCCAGCAUGCACGCGCGCGAUGAGGACAAGAUCCUAUCGUCAGGAAGACUCCUACUUCUCCUCGCUAUAUCAGGAAGAUGUGCCAUGUGGUGAGGAUAGUCAGCCAGGUCUGUGACAUAAAACUGGGAAUCUCUUUCUGUGUCAGCCGAGCUUCUCAAGACUGUCAGCCUGAAAACGUGGAAAAGCUCCCAAGUUCCCGGCACUUCUAUUUCUUGAAUCAGUUGCCAGCGGAAGGGUGUCUUUGACAUCAAACAUUGAACACAAACUGUCCACUUAAAAAAAGGUGUUUAGCAGCUCCCUGCGGAAACAGGCAAGAAUUACAAGCUCUGAUCAUUGUUAUUAUUAUAACUGUUGAGCAUUGUAUUUUUUGCUGUCAUGGCCCGCAGUUCCUGCCAAAGAUGGAUUUUUUUGGUCAUAGUCUUCGGUCUCAACGCCUGCUGGUCGGCGGAAGAAAUCAAGCCCCGACUGAUUGUGAGGAGCCGUGUGGUCAGACGAGGUGACAAACUUACUUUAGGGUGCGAACUGAUUUCGUCUAGUCAGUACUACAUGAAUCUCCAGCACAAACCUUUUAACGGCAAGGACUUUUCUGAGGUGCAAAAUCAGAUUAAUGAAGAGGAAGAGCUGGAGUCUGGCCAGGGUUAUCGGCUGACCUCAGAACUGACCGUACAAAAUGCAAUGACAGAGGACAGUGGGCAGUACCGCUGCUUUGUGAAGAUCGCCAACGACCAACAGAUAGAAGGCAGUCCAGAGAGCGUGUUUGUAGUCGGUUCUGACCCUCUCAUUCUUUUGGAGAAGAAGGCGCCGCUGCUUCUAAAAAAGGGCAUUGACCUCAACAUCACGUGCGUCGGCGUGGCUCCCAUUGAAUGGAUUCGACCAAAAGACGAAGAGUUGCAGGUGCAGUCCGGCGACCUCGGGCAGUCUUAUGUCAUCAGCGGCCCUCUCAAGAUCGUGGAAUCCAAGCAAAUCUACCGGCGCAUCCUGCACGUGCACAACAUCACCUGUGCACAGGCCGGCCGUUACGUGUGCAGAACCUCUGUCAGCAGCAACGACAGUGCAAUCUCCGAUGCAACCGGAGCGAGUUCCGGACGUAACGUCACGAGUCCUUCAGCCCCGACGUGGUGGACAUAUUUAUCAGGAACUCCGAUCAGCUGUUGGUCCAGUCCGCCGAGGAAGUGACGCAGGAGAACGUGGUGCGCGCGCCGUCUGGAGAACCCAUGCUACUGCCGUGUGUCGCGUGCCACCAGAAGGCCAGCAUCAAACUCGUCCGAGUCCCUGCCGC